Betta splendens (Siamese fighting fish) is the source of this 2239-nucleotide messenger RNA. RefSeq names its product WD repeat domain 21 (gene wdr21). The transcript has 13 exons. Lineage: Eukaryota; Metazoa; Chordata; Actinopteri; Anabantiformes; Osphronemidae. The record is from RefSeq and is a predicted model, not a curated record. Gene Ontology annotation, cellular component: Cul4-RING E3 ubiquitin ligase complex. Bases 337 to 1935 code for a protein of 532 amino acids. Gene Ontology annotation, molecular function: protein binding.
GAAUAAUAUCCGGAGGCGGGACAACAUAGCAGGAACUUGUACAUCAGUUAGCAUGAGGAGUUAAAACUGUAUACUGUAGCAUUAUAUAAUUUAAAAAGAUAAUAAAGGUUAUUUAUUUAUCACUUGGCUUAUUUGUCGAGCUACUCAAACCCUCUUUAUAACUUAUAAGUACAUUAUCAGGAUAGGAGACGAAAUGUUGAAGCGAUGUGUUCCUAGCUAACAUUAGCUGUGCAUUAGCUCACAAUAACGACUCGCUAACAGGUCACCACGCUGCCACAGGAGUGGAUGAAAGACAACCCGGAUACCUAACGCUACUGUGAGCCCCAGACAGCGGGGAUGAAGAAGUGGAACUAUAGAGAAGGGCAGGGACGGAACAGGCGACAAGGUGCUGGUCACCAGCGAUGGUACAGAGGCAACCGACAAAGGUCCACGUAUGACGAUGAGUGGUAUGGACACGAUGAUGCAGGACCUUCACACAGAGAAUCCCAGAGGAGAUAUGAUAACCAGUCAACCGCUGCUGUCUCUUCAUCCUCAUCCUCAGCUUCUACUUCCGCCAAGACCAGCGAUUCUGCCCCAGAACUGCCUGGAUUCUACUUCGACCCAGAGAAAAACCGGUACUUCCGACUGUUGCCAGGACACAACAACUGUAACCCGCUGACCAAAGAGGAGCUGCAGAGAAAAGAGAGAGAGACACAGAGAAACAAGAUGCUGGAGGAGGAUGAAAAGCCCAAAAAGAAAGCACCAAGAACAGGACUGAACACUUCACUACUGCUGCAGAAAAGAAACCUUGGCCUGUUACCUGUGAACUCCUAUUGCAGGCUGGUCCACGAGGUGAAGGUCAGUGGAAUGAGACGCCACAAACUGGAGAUCCAGAGCACAGACAAUAGUAACCCAAGCACAGACAACUUCAGACUCAUAGUGGGAGACUCUGCAUGUGAGCGGGUGUUUACAGUCAACGAUGUCUCUCAUGGAGGCUGCAAAUAUGGAAUAAUGAACUUCAGCAGCAGCAGCCAGGGCUCUCUGUCUGUGGAGAUGUGUGACAACCUCUACUUCACCAACCGCAAGGUUAACUCCAUCUGCUGGGCCUCAGUUAACCACCCAGACUCUCAUGUGUUGCUGUGUUUGGUAGGAAUGGCAGACACUCCUGGCUGUGUCAGUUUGCUUCCUGGUUCCCUCUUCAGUAAUUUUAACCCAGAUCAGCCAGGGAUGCUGUGCAGCUUUAAGAUAUCCUCUGCUUGGUCUUGUGCUUGGUGCCUCAACCCACAGUUUGACAAAACGUUCAGCACUGGUCUCUCUCGUAGGGUUAUUUUGAAACAUGCAGAAACCGGUCGAACACAGACAUACAGCGUCGGCAGCGAUGUCUUAGCUCAACAGUUUGCUGUUAGGGUCCCCGUUCUUUUCAACGGUUGCAGGUCAGGGGAGAUUUUCAGCAUUGAUCUGCGGCAGCGAGGCCGCAGGGAUCAAAGCUGGAAAGCCAUGCGGUUCCAUCAGGAAUCCGCCAUCACGUCCGUCCGCGUCUUGCAGGAUGAGAACUACCUGCUUGCUGCAGACAUGCUGGGCCAGAUCAAGCUGUGGGAUGUGCGAGUGACAAAGCCAGUGCAGGAAUACAAAGGACACAAUAAUGAACACGCCUACCUUCCAAUCCACGUUAAUGAACAAGAGGGCCUUCUGUUGGCAGUGGGUCAAGACUGCUACACAAGGUUAUGGAGUUUAAAGGACGGCCACCUUCUGCGGACCAUCCCGUCGCCCCACCCAGCUGCAAACGACUCAAUCCCAAGCAUCGUCUUCUCCUCCAAUUUGGGUGGCUGCAAGGGGCUUCCUGGCCUCCUCAUGGCUGUCAAACAUGACCUGUACUACUUUCCAUACAGCACAGACUACCAGGAAGGAGGGGAGCAGCCAAAAGGAUUAAAUGGAAGUGCUACCAAAGAUUUCUAAACUGUAUUUUUGCCUAAUAUUCAUAUUCAAACCCCUUACUUACUGUGUAAUUUACAAGUUUUGGUAACUGCAAUUCAAAUCUCAGGGAAUGUUACUGUUGACCUUUUUUGCACCAAGUGCUGCUUAUGAGUGCACGCUGUCACUGCAAUUAAACAUUUACUUUACCUUUUGUGCAAUCAGAACAAGGACACAUACAGUGGGAUCCCUUCUAAUCUGAAUCUGAAAAGUGCAGUUUAUACCAUAGUGAACCUUUGAUUGCUUCAUCUAUUAAACACUGUAAUUUAAUUCUUAAUUGACACUCAGA